Molecule: messenger RNA, 1768 nt
Organism: Hevea brasiliensis (rubber tree)
Lineage: Eukaryota; Viridiplantae; Streptophyta; Magnoliopsida; Malpighiales; Euphorbiaceae
Product: laccase-4-like
Exons: 6
Coding region: 1-1671 (556 amino acids)
Biological process (GO): lignin catabolic process
Cellular component (GO): apoplast
Molecular function (GO): copper ion binding; hydroquinone:oxygen oxidoreductase activity
Source: RefSeq, a predicted model, not a curated record
AUGGCUCUCUCUUGGCUUCCCACAAUAAUUUUUCUGCUAAUUUUCCUUUUCCCAGCAUUGGUUGAGUCUGCUAUUCGUCAUUAUAAUUUCACAGUGGUGUUGAAGAACACAACAAAGCUUUGUUCAAGUAAGUCCAUAGUCACCAUCAAUGGAAAGUUUCCAGGUCCAACUCUUUAUGCAAGGGAAGACGAUAAUGUGAAUGUCAGGGUCAUCAACAAAGUCCAAUACAAUGUCACCAUUCACUGGCAUGGGAUGAGGCAAAUGCGAACGGGCUGGUCUGAUGGGCCAGCAUAUAUUACACAGUGCCCAAUACAGCCUGGGCAAAGUUUUCUCUACAAUUUCAUACUUACAGGGCAGAGAGGCACUCUUCUUUGGCAUGCACAUAUUUCUUGGCUAAGGGCGACCAUACAUGGUGCCAUUGUCAUCUGGCCUAAGAAAGGUGUUCCUUACCCAUUCCCAAAACCUUACAAGGAAAAACUGAUCAUAUUAGGUGAAUGGUGGAAAGCAGAUACUGAAGCUGUGAUCAAUCAGUCUAUGCAAACUGGUUUGCCACCCAAUAUAUCAGAUUCUUACACUAUUAAUGGCUAUCCAGGACCAGUUCCUGGUUGUACGUCUCAGGGGUACACCUUACAUGUUGAAGCUGGCAAGACCUACCUGAUACGCCUUGUGAAUGCAGCAGUGAACGAUGAGCUAUUUUUAAAAAUUGCAGGCCAUAAUCUCACUAUUGUUGAAGUUGAUGCCUCUUACACCAAACCCUUCACCACAGAUACAAUAUUCAUAGGUCCAGGCCAGACCACAAAUGCCCUUCUAACCACAGAUCUUCAAACCACUGGCAAAUACUUAAUAGCUGUUUCUCCUUUCAUGGACACCAUUGUAGCUGUUGAUAACCUUACAGCAAUCGCUUUCUUGCGAUACGAGGAUACCUUGGCAUUUCCCCCACCUGUCCUGACUACUACUCCUGCAAUAAACGCAACAUCAGAAACAUCAAAAUUUAUGGACAAUCUUCGAAGCCUGAACUCGAAGAAGUACCCUGCCAAGGUCCCAUUAACAGUAGAUCAUUCCCUGUACUUAACCAUUGGAGUUGGAAUUAACUCUUGGCCAACCUGUGUUAAUGGGAGUAAAGCUGUGGGAGAUAUUAACAAUGUAAGCUUUGUGAUGCCAAGCACUGCUUUACUCCAAGCACAUUACUACAAUAUUAGUGGGAUUUUUACAAAUGAUUUUCCAGGGAAUCUACCAGUUCCUUUUAACUAUACUGGUAAUUUUACUGGUGGGAUUUCAACUUCGAAUGGAACUAGACUUUAUAGGUUGGCUUUUAAUUCUACAGUUCAGGUUGUAUUACAAGGCACUGGAAUAAUAGCACCUGAGAGCCAUCCAAUUCAUUUGCAUGGGUUUAAUUUCUUUGCUAUUGCCAAGGGACUAGGGAAUUUUGACCCAAAGAACGAUCCAAAGAAAUUUAAUCUGGUCGAUCCUGUAGAAAGGAAUACUAUCAGUGUUCCGACUGGGGGAUGGACUGCAAUUAGAUUCAGGGCAGACAACCCAGGUGUUUGGUUUCUACAUUGCCAUUUGGAAGUACACACGUCCUGGGGAUUGAAGAUGGCAUUUGUGGUGGAUAAUGGUAAAAGUCCAGAUGAGUCACUCCUCCCACCUCCGAGUGACCUUCCAAAGUGCUAGAUGUCCAUCUAAAACUGCAUCGAGACCAAAGCAUAAGGUUAGGGAUAUCGAUAGGGAUAGUUGAUGAUGAAAUUCAGUUGAAAAAUGAAAAAGCUAA